Molecule: messenger RNA, 647 nt
Organism: Ceratitis capitata (Mediterranean fruit fly)
Lineage: Eukaryota; Metazoa; Arthropoda; Insecta; Diptera; Tephritidae
Product: general odorant-binding protein 56d
Exons: 2
Coding region: 124-537 (137 amino acids)
Biological process (GO): sensory perception of smell
Molecular function (GO): odorant binding
Source: RefSeq, a predicted model, not a curated record
CCCGCCAAUUGACAAUCAGUUUACAGCCAACACCUCAAGUGAGAACCAGAACUUGUUUUCUAAGCAAAACUUGUAUUUAACAAUAAAAAAAUAAAAUAAUUCAAAAAUCAAAAAUCAACAAAAAUGAAAUUCUUCACAGUUGCUAUUGUACUUGCCUUCGUUGCCGCCGCUGCUGCACAGGAGCUUAUCAAAUUGACCGACGAGCAAAAGCAAAAGGUUCACGCUUUGGGUGCUGAGUGUAUCAAGGAGACUGGCGCCGCAGAGGAAGCUGUGCGCGCUGCUGGCAAAGGUGAUUACAGCCAAGUCGAUGGUAAGGUGAAGUGUUUCGCCAAGUGUCUGCAAGGAAAAUUGGGCUAUGUCGAAGAUGGCAAACUCAAUGAGGCAGCCAUCCAGGCUUCGCUGGGCAAAAUUGUUGGCGAUGAACAGAUUAAGGCCAUCCAAGCUAAGUGCAACGGUGUUAAAGGCGCAGAUGACUGUGACACCGCCUUUGAAUUGCACAAAUGCUAUUUAGCUGAAAAUGCUAAUAUUCAAAUUUAAAUGUGAAAGGUUUCUCUCUGUGAUUAUAUUUGAAAAUAUUUGUAAAAAAUAAUCAUUUUGAUUUUUUAAAAUAUAAUAAAUUCAAUAUCUAUUCGAUUUUGAAAGUUAAA